Messenger RNA from Camponotus floridanus (Florida carpenter ant), 885 nucleotides. Its product is annotated as chymotrypsin-2-like. The transcript has 4 exons. NCBI's taxonomy places the organism in Eukaryota, Metazoa, Arthropoda, Insecta, Hymenoptera, Formicidae. Gene Ontology annotation, molecular function: serine-type endopeptidase activity. Gene Ontology annotation, biological process: proteolysis. The record is from RefSeq and is a predicted model, not a curated record. Bases 57 to 815 code for a protein of 252 amino acids.
ACUGUGCUUCCCAAAUUUUGCCGGUGCAGUAUCAAGAAAAUUAAAGAACAUCUAUAAUGAAGCAGCUAUCGUGUAUCCUGAUUGUCUUUGCAAUCGUUGGAAUUUAUGCGGAUGAACCGGAGAGACUGGUAAAUGGAGUAUCCGCCUAUAUUGAGGACUAUCCUUAUAUGGUCUCUAUCAGGAAUCAAAACAAUCAUAUGUGUGGCGGUAACAUGAUUAGUGAUCGUCAUAUCCUCACAGCCGCGCAUUGCGUAUAUCCUAUAAUCACAGACUCCGGACUAAGACAAAGCGUAACUAUUGUCAGUGGCACAACUUGGCUCAAUUCGGGCGGACAGGUUCACAGAAUAUCGCAAAUGUGGUACCACGAAAGCUACAAUCCAAAUACUCUGGGAAAUGAUAUCGGUUUAAUUAAGUUAUCUGCGCCUAUUAUCUUCAACUCCAGGCAAAGACCAAUAGGACUCCCAACAUCAGAUGUAAAGAGAGGCGAAAGCUUAACGAUCGUAGCUUGGGGUUCUACGGGUUUCAGACAAGCCGUACAUAAUAAUUUGCAAAAAUUGAACGCAAAAUGCAUGCUUCCGGACGAGUGUCAGAGAUAUCAUCAGAAUUUCAUGCCUAUUUACACGAACGAAUUCUGUACUCUCAUCUCUUAUGGAACUGGAGCUUGCAAUGGUGACAGCGGUAGCGGAGUUAUUCGCAGCGAUGGAACGAUUGCCGGUGUGGUAUCUCGUGGAAGACCAUGUGCCGUAGAUUUCCCGGAUGUAUUUACUAAUAUUUUCAAGCAUAUCUAUUGGAUCCGUCAGAAAAUGGUACUUUAAUAACAACAACUCUCUCCAUGUAUAGCCACACCUUUAAUACUUAAUAAAGAUUAUUCAGCAAAGGCACUAA